Messenger RNA from Hypoxylon fragiforme, 3551 nucleotides. Its product is annotated as NAD-specific glutamate dehydrogenase. The annotation marks the transcript as partial. Gene Ontology annotation, molecular function: L-glutamate dehydrogenase (NAD+) activity. NCBI's taxonomy places the organism in Eukaryota, Fungi, Ascomycota, Sordariomycetes, Xylariales, Hypoxylaceae. The transcript is spliced from 4 exons. Gene Ontology annotation, cellular component: mitochondrion. The record is from RefSeq and is a predicted model, not a curated record.
GUUAUUAGUUUCCUUAUCAGGAGGAGCGCCAACAUCCAACAUCAUAUCAACUCAACUCAACGCUACCCGAAUCAUCCAGCGGUGAAGGAGAUCCCAUUAUGCUCCUUGUCAGCUCCUAGUCACUUUCUAGUCAAGUGCAGUUUUGAGACACGAUAACGGCACUCGUAUUUCCAUUUCCAUUUUCAAUAUUAUGCUCAGCCCGCCGUUCCCCCGGUCUGCAGGUGCUUUAUGUUCCCCUGAAGCGUAAUAUGGGUUCCAAAAAUUCCCGGUUUCCUGAAUAUACUGACCCCUUUGAGCCCCUUGAGGUUUUCGAACCCAAAGCUCAGAUCAUGACGACCAACGGGACAGCCCCUGAGCAUACCCCAGCCAGCAAGCUGUUGGAAAAGGUUCAGAAUGGCGAUGAGCCUUCCCGGCACCCUUCGCCUCAACCCACACACUUCUCAGUGCCUUUGGGGAGUCUUCGUGCCAAUGGACAUAAGGUCCUGCGUUCUGCUACUGUAGGAUAUAUCGCACCUGAGUUCAAGGGAAGAGAUGAACAGAUACAACAAGUGAAAAAUAUCAUCCUCAAGCAAAAGUGGAUCCCUGAGUCGCAUCUUGAUGACCAAGUUUCGUGGUUCUACAAUGAGCUCGGCAUUGACGAUGUUUACUUCCAAAUGGAGAGUGCUGAUGUUAUUGCCACUCACAUCACCUCCAUGUACGCUGCCAAGGUUGCUGCAUACGCUCGUGUAGACAAGCGCGAGGAGAUCCGCCUAGACAUGGAGGCCACUGACCACGCUAUCUACAUUGACACCAGCGAACCCGGUCAAAGCUCUCUACAUGGCCCACGCUUCGAGAACAGAUUAGAGGAAAAGUACCUCGAUAACGCGGACCCCAGCAAGCGAUUCCGGGUUGAAACCUUCCGCUCACCAGGAACGAUAUCGAAUGAUCCUUCAUCUAAGGCUUCGCUACGAUGUUAUUUCGUAUAUCAGUGCCUGUUUGUAGAUCCUAACCCGGAGCCGGGCGAGACACGCCUUGAGAUCAUCAGUGAUCGAAUGUUCCUGACCAAGGCAACUAAGAAUACCAAGCAGAUCUAUGAUGAUAUCAUCAAACUUGCCGUAAACAGGACCGGACCUGUUAUUGAAGUCUUCGAUAUCGAGGGUUCUGAGGAGAAGCGCCUCGUCAUGGCCUUCCGCUCGCGUACCGCCAGAGGUAUCUUCAGUGCCUUGAGCGACCUUUACCACUACUAUGGUGUAACGAGUACCAGGAAGUACGUGGAGCAGUUCUCCAAUGGCAUCACAGUUAUGAGUAUCUACUUGAAGCCGGCGGCAAACCUAGACACUCCGCCUAUGCCUAUCGAGCAGUCUAUCCACCAAAUCACCAAGGAGAUCUCUCUCCUAUACUGCAUACCCCAAAACAAACUCCACGCUUUGUUUGCAUCUGGUUCUUUGAGUCUGCAAGAGACCGUCUAUGGCCACUGUGUCUGGGUUUUCGUCCAACACUUCUUGAACCGCCUCGGGACGGAAUACGUAUCUAUCAAGCAAGCCUUAGACUCGGGGAACCCGGCGCAUGUGGAGAUCUUGUCUAAGCUAAAGCGUCGGCUCCGCACUGAGACGUUCACUCCGGAUUACAUCUUGGAAAUCAUCUCAUCAUAUCCCAGUUUAGUGCGGUUAUUAUACGCCGCAUUCGCCAGCAUUCAUUUGAGCGUUGGCCCUGGCUUUGAGAAAAGCAUUAUCGCUCCCACUCCGACGGUUGAGGUGCUCUCGGAUGCUAGGCUCAAGGAGGCCAUCACCCAGGAAGUUUCCAACGAACACGAGGAGAUGGUAAUGACAGCCUUCCGCAUAUUCAACAAUGCCGUUAUGAAGACCAACUACUUCACCCCUACCAAGGUUGCCCUCAGUUUCCGCUUAGAUCCAUCAUUCCUACCGGAGAUCGAAUAUCCUAGACGCUUAUAUGGUAUGUUCCUUGUCAUAAGCGCAGAGGCCCGUGGCUUCCACCUACGCUUCAAGGAUGUUGCCCGAGGUGGUAUUCGAAUUGUCAAGUCUCGCAGCAAAGAAGCUUAUAGCAUAAAUGCUAGGAGCCUUUUCGACGAGAACUACGCGCUUGCCAGUACCCAGCAGCGCAAAAACAAGGACAUCCCGGAAGGUGGCUCGAAGGGCGUGGUCCUUCUCGAUGCCAAGUCACAGGACCGCGCUCGGGAAGCUUUUGAGAAGUACAUCGAUAGUAUCUUGGACCUUCUUCUUCCCGCCAAAACCCCUGGUAUCAAGAACCCCAUUGUGGAUCUUUACAAGAAGGAAGAAAUCUUGUUUUUGGGUCCCGACGAGAACACGGCCGAUCUUGUGGAUUGGGCUACCGAACACGCUCGCGCCCGAGGUGCGCCAUGGUGGAAAUCAUUCUUUACCGGCAAGUCGCCUAAGCUUGGCGGUAUUCCUCACGACGAGUAUGGCAUGACAACAUUGUCCGUGCGAGAGUAUGUCAAGGGAAUCUACCGCAAGCUGAACCUGGACCCAUCCAAUGUGAGGAAAAUGCAAACCGGAGGUCCAGAUGGCGACCUUGGAAGCAACGAGAUUCUUCUAAGCAACGAGAAGUACACAUCCAUAGUCGAUGGAUCCGGUGUUCUGGUUGACCCCAAUGGUAUCGACAAGGAGGAAUUGAUUCGGCUUGCCAAGAAGCGUGUCAUGAUCUCCCAGUUCGACCUAUCCAAACUGUCCAAGGACGGAUAUAGGGUUUUGUGUGACGACAGCAAUGUCACACUGCCGACUGGCGAAGUGGUUCCCAACGGCACGCCCUUCCGCAACUUCUAUCACCUCAGGGAUUCUGGCAUCACAGACUGCUUUGUCCCUUGCGGUGGUCGUCCCGAGUCGAUUGAUCUUUCCACUGUUUCCAAGUUGAUCAAGGAUGGCAAGGCGACUAUACCUUACAUGGUCGAAGGAGCUAACUUGUUCAUCACUCAAGAUGCCAAGUUGCGCCUCGAGAAGGCCGGCUGUGUUCUCUUCAAGGAUGCAUCCGCCAACAAGGGUGGUGUGACUUCAUCGUCUCUGGAAGUUCUCGCCUCGCUCAGCUUCGAUGACCAAGGGUUCGUCGAGAACAUGUGCCACAACGCCAAAGGCGAGGCGCCACAGUUCUACAAGGACUAUGUUAAGCAUGUGCAAGAAAAGAUUCAGGAGAACGCUAGGCUCGAGUUUGAGGCAAUCUGGCGAGAACAUGAGCAGAGCGGCGUGCCACGCUCUGUGCUUUCCGAUACGCUCUCCGUUGCCAUCACGACACUAGACGAAGAACUACAGAAGUCGGACCUAUGGGCCAACCCGAAGAUUCGCAAGUCGACCCUCGCGGAUGCUCUGCCCAACCUACUCAUUGAGAAGGUUGGCCUGGACACGAUCAUCAGCCGCGUGCCCGACUCGUACCUCCGCGCCAUCUUUGGAAGCUACCUCGCGUCUCGUUUCGUGUAUGAAUUUGGCAGCAGCCCUAGCCAGUUUGCUUUCUAUGAUUUCAUGUCCAAGAGGAUGUCCAAAAUUGAAUAAUUGAUAGCGUAUUAUACACUCCGUAGAAAGGACCAGCAAAAAAAAGGGGGGGGG